AUGGAAGCUCCUUCUAGAGGUUCGAAUAAUGGUUCAGUCAGGGCCCGUGAGACCAGUGGUACGUCACAUAUUGGCUUCACCACACUCAGUGGAGGCAUGAUUUCAAUCAAUGCCUAUAUGAAGCAAAGUGCAGCAAGUGCACACAUUCACCCUGCUGAGGUACCAGUCACCAGCAACAGCAACGUCUGGACUAACAUCAUGGAAGCUCCUGCUAGAAGUUCAGUCAGAGUCUGUGAGACCAGUGGUACAUCACAUAUUGGUUUCAACACCCUCAGCGGAGGCUUGAGUUCAAUUGUUGCUUACAUGAAGCAAAGCACCAGGGGCAUCAACGCUCAAUCGGUACCCUUCAGUACAGGUAGAGAAUGACAGAUAAGCAUUCACCAUCUUCAGGUGCCAAAUGCAAGACGACCAUAUCCGUUGAAAAGUAGUGAAAGGGGGUUCACAGGAUCAAGCCUGGAGUUCACCCAUUUUUCUUGCUGGGGUACCAGCCACCAGCACUUUCUGUGCUACCACCAUGGAAGCUCCUACUAGAGGUUCAAAUAAUGGUUCAGUCAGGGCCCGUGUGACCAUUGGUACGUCACAUAUUGGCUUCACAACACUCAGUGGAGGCAUGAUUUCAAUCAAUGCCUAUAUGAAUCAAAGUGCAGCUAAGUGUUCCUCUAGAGUGUUAUAACACAGAACCUUUCAAGGCCUGAACGAGGAGUAAUUCCAACAGACAAAAGCAUGUCAAGAUUAGUAAAGCCUGUAUAGGAUUGUAAGAGGAUCUCAAUGACUGUCUCAGGGAUGCCUAUACUAAUAUGGACUCCCGCAUCAACACCAGAACUUGAGGAUCCUGGUGUGUCAUGGGGCCUUGUAAUAGGUCUGGACGUACAGGAAUUUCCCUUGGAGGUUCCAGAAUAAUCUUAUUCAUCAUAAGAAUUAGAGUCGACACGGUCUUCCACUGUCACCUUUUGCAUUGCCUUUUUAAGAAGGUCGAAAACAGGAAAAUAUGUACAUCAGACUAAAAUUCUAAAUUUGAGCCAGUGUAUCCUGAACCUGAGCAUUCUGGUCCUAGCAUGUAAAAGAUACUUCUGGACCUGGUAGUUCCAAGAAAUGGCCAUCGGAUCUAUGCAGGGUAUCAGACAAUCUGCGUCAACCACGACGAUACGUCAGGACAUGGUUGCCAAUCCACCUUGUCCACAGUUAUUCGGCUCCAGCAAACAGCCAUGGUAUUCUGAGCCACUGGUUGUUCUUCUGUGCCCUGAUCAUUAUGGGCUGGAAUUCCAUCAAUACAUAUCUGUGAGACCCAUCUUGGUAGAUAUAGGAUAUAAUUGCAUUGAUAUUUGAGCAAAUUUGGACCCACUCGUUCUUCAGCAAGCCUCUGAAGUGAAGAAGAGCCUUGAAAAUGACUCUUAAUUCCAUACAAAUGAAUGGAAAUAUUGUGCAACAUGGUCCAAACACUGUGCAACCAAACUUAUAAAAACUGGAAUUCGAGCUAAUAAUUGACCAAUGAGGUUCUGUUCACUGGAAACUCAGAGAUCUAAUCCCUCUUUCAGCUGCCAGGGUAAGGUGCAACUCCACUGAUGGGGACAUAGUAAGUGGCUGGCUCCAAUAAUCUUUCUCUUGUUAGACCAAGAUAGGAAGGAUCUGUAAGGAAUCCAGAGAUGCCAUUGGGCCCAUCUGACAAGUCUGCUGAUGGAAGCCAGGAUUCCUAGUAGUUGCACCUAUUUUCUUGCUGUUACCAGGUAGAAAUGAAGAAACUGGGAGAGAAAACCUUUACAAUCUGUGGAACUGUUCCCGAGAUAUGGAAAAGCAGAGCCUAGAAUUUUCCAUUCAUGGAUAUCAUCCACUGAGCUGGUCUGAAACUGCUUUUCUUGAUAUUCAUCAAGCAGCCAAACUUUAGGAGUUAUGAAAGAACUCUAUACCUAUGUGUGCCUGCCUUCUGAGGGUCUAAGGCUAUCAGAAGUAGAUCCUCCAGAUAAUGGAACCAGGUGGAGUUCUGGACUCUCAAUAACAUUAUAAGCACAUAGAAAGAUUCUUGGGGCCGCAUUGAGGCCAAAUGGAAGGGCACUAACAUGGAAGUUCUCUUCUGAGCUAAUGCAGAAGAUCUCUGCAGAUUGGACUGAAAGUAAGCAUCCUUGAGAUAUAUAGAGGUAAGGAAAUUAUCCUUCCAGAUUGCUUGAGAUAUGGAUCCGAUUGACUCCAUCCCAAAGACUCUAACAUUCAGCCUCUUGUUGGCCCACUUAGGUCCAGUGUAGGCUUUCAUGUGCUUUUCCUCUUAGCACCAGAAGAGAGACGAAACUUGUCCCUGGAACUGCUCUUGUUCUGGGACCUAAAAAAAAAAAAAAAAAAUCACCUCUUCGUCCAGAAGGCUUCUUCCUUCAGUGCUUUACCUUUGUAUUCAUUGGUCUUAAUACUGUUGGUAUGGAGACUCCUGUGCCCGUUAAGAAAAAACUCCAGUCUAUAUCAAUCUGGACCAUGGAUACCACUCAAGCCUCCAGAGUAUGACGAGCCCAGGUAUGUGUGAUCAGAAAAAUGAGGCUCCUAGUACUGGAGGAGAUAUUUUCAUUGCUGAAGAGCAAAACAACUGCGUUCUAGCUCCAUUAGAACCUUGAAAGGCAGGUUUACCAACUGCCAUGAGUUACCUCUAGAGUAUUCCCUGUAGGGCCAGUAGCUCCCUGUAUCUCAGAAAUACAGGUCACUGGAGGUUCUCCGGUCAGACUAUGAGGAGCUGGGAUCCUUGGAACUUCCAUCCUAAGGUACCAAUAUCUUGCAGCCCUCAUUCGCCUUUUCAAUGGAAUUAUCCAAAGUUUUCCCAAACAGCACCACCCCUUCAAAUAGAAUGGUGUAGAGGGCAGACUUGGAGGAUGAGUCAUCAUCCCAGAAACAGAACCAUAAUGCUUUCUUAGCUGCUAUAGAUAAAGCCAUUUGAUCCAAAGGAUAUCCUAGUUACAUCUAGGGAAGUUUCUGUGAAGAAGUCAGUUGUAACCUGAAGACUUCAGACUGCCUCUUCAAUCUUGGUUUUUAAUAUCUCGCUCCAUAGUAGCCUUUAGAUCUUUAAUCACAUAUUUCAUGUUUGUAGAAACAGCAGCGGAAAUCACAGCUGGCUGGCCUCCUGCAAUGGUAGGCGUAAAGUUUUGGACAGGUCUGCGUCCACCUAUGAUCCAUAAGUGUGCAACUUAGGUGGUGUAGUUCUGGGGUUGGAAAUAACUUCCUCCACAGGUUAAAGCCUGGCCUCUUUUCUUACCCCUAAGGCCUCUGGAACUUACUUUGUAAUCCCUGCCCGCAUGUCAUGUGGCUGCACAGUGAUAGGUCAUGUUGAAGCGACAACCUUCUGGAGGAAGUCCGUGCAUAACUGAUUCCUUCCACUGUUUUAUCCUCGUAACCAGAUCCUGGUGAAGAAUCAGACACCUGACAAAUAAUAAUAACUAAAUAUUACCUGUGGUAAAGUAUUAAGAAAAAAUGUGCACUGUUAAAUUCUAUAAGAAACCAGCGAAACCGCUUUAAAACAGGCUAAAGACAGCACUUAUCCAUGUCUCGAGACCCUGCAAAUACUUACCAAAUAAGUGUGGUAUGUUUACUGUAAUUGUCCCUUUAUUUUAGGCACUUUCUGGCAAUUGCCCUUAUCCAAAAUGGCUGCCACAACUUGUAUUCUCACAAUGCAAGUCAUCUGUAUUAGGCCCAAUAAGGCACAAACUGCACACAUGUGGGCCUAUUCCGAGUGUGUUUGCUGUUUAGAGACCAGGGAGAGGACUCUGUCUGAAGCCUGCAUGGCCCCUAAACACCCAGGGAACCAGGAAUAAAUCACCGGGACCGAGGGGGAAGCAAAAUAGAUAACAAAAGUGCCUGCAAGGAAGUUUAAAAGGCAACCAAGUGCAAACAGUCAAAGUUUAAAGGCACCACAGUCUAAAGGCCUCAAGGUAUAAAAGGUAACAGUUUUCAAAUCUAACAGUUUCCAAAAUGUAACACAGUUUUUAAAAUAUAUCAGUCUUCAAAUGCACUGCAGUUUUCCAAAUGUACUGCGGUUUCCAAUGACUUGCGGUAUUACAUGCAACAGUAUUAAAUGCAAAUUUAAAUGAAACAGUUUUAAAUGUCACACAGCUUAAAUGCUUCCUAGCAAAAGCACAACCGCAUAAUGUACCACAAUCUUAAAAAAUAAGGUACAGCUGUACAAUGCACUCGUUUAACCCCCUAAGGACACAUGACAUGUGUGACAUGUCAUGAUUCCCUUUUAUUACAGAAGUUUGGUCCUUAAGGGGUUGAAGAUAUCAAAGCUUAAAUGCAUCACAGCAUAAAAAGCACAACUGCAUAAUGUACUACAAUAAAACAGCAAAUAAAUUAAUGAAAAUAAAACAUACAUGUCCGUAAGUAAAGGGAGCAAAUUGCUCACGUCCUAAGGGCUGUAGGACAGGAAAAAGACUGAGGACCUUAGGGAUGGAGCCUCCUUUUAAAACCUUGGUGGUUUUCCUGUCCUAUCGGCUGUAGGGGAGGAGCUAACCCAUGUGUAUAUGCUGCCAUGAUUAGCCAGGAAAUAUAUAUUAAAGUUACAAAGCAUACAUAAAGCAACAGUACAUUUAGUUCACAAUGCACUGUUGCUUUAUGUAUGCUCAUAUAUAGUGUAUACCGUGUAAACAGUGUAUGUGUGUAUAUAUAUAUAUAUAUAUAUAUAUAUAUAUAUAUAUAAAUAUAUAAAAACCUGUAUAUAAAUAUAUACACCGUCACUUUAAUUAUUGUAUUGUAUUGUAUCAUUAAGCUAUGGCUAUUUCUUUGCGGUAAUAUGAACUUCCUAUCACGUGAUUGAUUUGCACUGCUAUUUAAUUGCACCAUGUUUAAAGGGACACUAUAGUCACCUGAACAACUUUAGCUUAAUGAAGCAGUUUUGGUGUAUAGAACAUGCCCCUGCAGCCUCACUGCUCAAUCCUCUGCCAUUUAGGAGUUAAAUUCCUUUGUUUAUGAACCCUAGUCACACCUCCCUGCAUGUGACUUGCACAGUCUUCCAUAAACACUUCCUGUAAAGAGAGCCCUAUUUAGGCUUUCUUUAUUGCAAGUUCUGCUUAAUUAAGAUUUUCUUAUCCCCUGCUAUGUUAAUAGCUUGUUAGACCCUGCGAGAGCCUCCUGUAUGUGAUUAAAGUUCAAUUUAGAGAUUGAGAUACAAUUAUUUAAGGUAAAUAACAUCUGUUUGAAAGUGAAACCAGUUUUUUUUUUUUCAUGCAGGCUCUGUCAGUCCUAGCCAGGGGAGGUGUGGCUAGGGCUGCAUAAACAGAAACAAAGUGAUUUAACUCCUAAAUAACAGUGAAUUGAGCAGUGAAAUUGCAGGGGAAUGAACUAUACACUAAAACUGCUUUAUUUAGCUAAAGUAAUUUAGGUGACUAUAGUGUUUCUUUAAUAUCAAUUUUUGGUGUGAUAAAGACUCUAUCACUGGGUGGAAUCAUUGCUCCUGUAAGUGCACAAUAAUGGAAACCUAAAAACACUGAUUAGUGCUGGGCCAUUUGUUUUUAUUUGGAUCCUUGGCUGGUCAUUGGAUGAAACUGGAAGCCCACGGAACCCUCUUAAACUCUUGAAAGUUUUAAAGAGUGCUGGUCUGUCUGUUAUCUACUAAAAAAGGGUAAUAUGAGAUAUGAGGGGAAUAAUAGAUACAAAGGAGGAGCAAGAGACACAAAGGGGUGGGUUAAAGCGGCACUGUCAUGCCGAACUUACCUUUCCUCAAUCUCUUCAUCUUCUCCCCCUCUCUCAGGAUCUGUUAUUCUUUUCUUCCUGUCUUCUUUAGUUUUCUUUAAAAUCAUAAGACAAAGUAGGGACUCUUUGCCUUAUGGAGGAUUCCUCCGCUUGACCAGCUCUGACCAGCGGAGGAGCAAAGUGUGCUUCAUUUCCGCUGGUCAGAGCAAUUUUCCCAUGAUUCUAAACUUCCCUCUGUGUUCCCGCGAUGUUUCCUGUCAUUUUAGACGAAACUGCCGAAUUGCGUUCUAACUGAAUGAGAACAGUAUGUUAGUUUCUUUUAGAACGCAAUUCGGUACUUUAUUCGGAUCGGAAUUUCAUUCUAAUGAAUGAAACUCCAAUCCUAUUCUUGCUGUGGCUGCAUCUUGCAGCUGCUUAUUAGAUAACUCCCUAAUUCCCACGGUAUCAGGGAGUUAUCUACUAAAAGGCUGAAAGACCUAAAUUGGUCUUUCAGCCAACUUUACUAAUACCAAGUAAAAAUUACUUAGUAUUAGUAUUAAUAUGCCCCUACUCGCUAUACCGCGAGUAGGGGCAUGUCUGGUAAACAGUGAGCAGCCUGUGGCUGCUCACUGUAAAAAAAAAAAAACCUAUUGGCCCCCACCCCUAAACGACGGGUGGGGGCCCUAAAGUAAAAUAAGGGGGGAGACCUAAUGUCGUCCCCCCCUGGCCCACACCCCUGCGCGGUGGGUGGGGGUCAUAACGAUAAUGAGGAGGGGGACCUAGUGUCCACCCCCCCGGCCCCACCCCUGGGCGGCGGGUGGGGGCCAUAAUGAUAACGAGGGGGAGGGACCUACUGCCCCCCCGGCCCCCACCCCUGGGCAGCGGGUGGGGUCCAUAGUGAGAAUGAGGGGGGACCUACUGCCCCCCCCGUGGCCCCCACCCCUGGGCGGCGGGUGGGGGCCAUAGUGAGAAUGAGGGGGGGACCUAGUUCCCCCCCCCCGUGGCCCCCACCCCUGGGCGGCAGGUUGGGGGCCAUAGUGAGAAUGAGGGGGGGACCUGCUGCCCCCCCAGCCCCCACCCCUGGGUGGCGGGUGGGGACCAUGAAGAUAAUGGGGGGGAACCUACUGUCCUCCCCCCCCCAGCCCCCACCCCUGGGCUGCGGGUGGGGGCCCUAAGUCAAUUCCCCCCCCACACCAAGGUGACUAGGGGUCCCCAAGCCCCUAGUCACCCACCCCCCACCCAAAAAAAAAGUCCCUACCUACCCCCCUCACCCUAAAAAAUAGUGAGGGGGGAAUAAAAUAACUAACCUGUAAAAUAAAAUUAAACUUACCAUUCGACGUCUUCUUUUUUCUCAAAUCUUCAUUUUUCAGCCCCAAAAAAGGCCAAAUAAAAAAACCAUCAUAACCGUCGAAUUGAAAAUAAAAUAAAAAUCCUGAGCACAAAAAAAAAAAACAGACGAAAAAGAAAAAACCCGAGCGCAAAAAAAUAAUCCAUCUUCACCCAUGGAGGGCUCCGCGCAGACUGAGCUCCGGGAAGGCUUAUAAAGCCUUGCCCCGCCCUGCAAUUACGCUAAGAACACUCUGAUUGGUGGGUUUAAACCCCCCUCAUUAUCUUUAUGGCCCCCACCCGCCGCCCAGGGGUGGGGGCGGGGCAGCAGGUCCCCCCCUCAUUCUCAUUAUGGCCCCCACCCGCCGCCCAGGGGUGGGGGCCCCCCUCAUUCUCACUAUGGCCCCCACCCGCCGCUCAGGGGUGGGGACAUUAGGUCUCCCCCCUUAUUUUACUUUAGGGCCCCCACCCGUCGUUUAGGGGUGGGGGCCAAUAGUUGUUUUUUUAUUUUUUUUACAGUGAGCAGCCACAGGCUUGUGCUAUUAUGGGGGUCAUAUUGACCCCCAUAGAGUGAGGGGGGGACCUUGGGGGGCUUAUGAAGUGGCGGGGAGCACUGCUCCCUGUCGCUUCUAUCUUUACAUAUUACAAGGAGGUAGCUGCGUGCCGGUAGCUCCCUCCUUGUAAUAAACUGAGCGAACAAACGAACACUGAUGCAUUGUGUUAGUUUGUUCGUCUGAUAUGUCUAUUCACUCAUUCGUCUGUCUGAUGAAUGAAUAGAUGAAAUUCCCGUUCGCAUGUCCAGGUGUUUCACUGGGCAUGUGCGGGAAUCUCAGUGCUAUCUAGUGAGGGCUGAUGACGUGUCCCACAGGGACUUCACCUACCCACACAAAGAUUGGGGCAGAAAAUAAAGAUUAAAAAGUAGGUAAUGUGGGGGGCUUAGGGGCAUUUGGGGGUGACUAGGGUGUUAGUUAGAUGUAGUGGAGGCCGGAGGGGGGUUAAAAAACAGGAUUCGGCAUGACAGUGCCGCUUUAAUAUUAAACAACAAGAGUAUGGAAAUACAGUAUAUAUGUGGUGCUGAGGCAGCAGCAAAGAAAGAGGGAGUGGCUUAGGUCACAUGAGGGGACAUAGUACAAGGACUGAUCCCAUUGGUUAAUAUACCUGGAAUGUUAUAUGGUUAACCCUUAAGGGUAUUCUGUGUUUUUUCUUGUUAUUGCUAUAUUCAAAUAUCAAUAUCCUUUCUUUGCUGCUGAGGAAUAAAGAAAGCCAUAAAUAAAGCCUAAUACUUGCCUCCGUGUCCUUUAAUAAAAUUCAAGUUUUAUCUAAGCAGCCAAUCAGAAUCCGGCUUUGAUUGCGUAAAGAAGUGUUAUAUUUUUCCAUGCGUCUAUCUGUACCUUUAAGUACCUGCUUUCUUUAUAAUGCAGUAUAAAAUGUAAAAAAAUUGUAAAUAGUCAACAUUAUUGCUGCAACCCUUUGCCAACAGAAUCAGCGGACGUAUCCGUGUCCGUGGAAUUCAGGUUCAAUUCGUUGAUGGAUACACUUUGUCCACCAAUCGGAGAACUUCCAAAGGCAAUUCUAACCCUUUUUUUAACAUUCUAGGCAGAAAUAAAAGCGCUUAAAGAACGAUUGGAGAUUGAAAAACAGGCAUGGGAGCAGAACUACAUGAAGAAAGAGGUAUAAUGUUUGCAGUGCUAUUUACGGUUUCUAGAACAAAAUUGCUAAAUUCUUCAGUUUUGGCUCGGUUUUAAGCUCAGCCAUUUUGAAAUUCACUUUCAAUUCUGGACCAUUCUCACUUCAGUGAAUAACCCUGAGAGUUUGCUUUCUUUAGAUGAAUUCUAGUUUCAGAAUUCCUUCCUAUAGUCAUUGAUCCCAUUGUACAGCGCUACAGAAUCUGAUGGCGCUAUAUACAUAAUAUAAUAAUAAGUAUAAUCCUGUCCCUCGGCAGAUUGGUUAACCAAGAACUUGUUUUUCAGCACCGAGUAAUAAAACCUAAUUAACGAGACUGCAGGUCACAGGGUCAAUCCACUUUACAUUGAGUUAUCAGAUUAAACUCUCCAGAUUUAUUUUCCCACUUCAUUUUUUUAAUCAAAGUCAAAUUAAAUAAAAUAUAUAUAUUAUUACAUAAACUAAUAAUGCAGAAAUCUUUUCUAAUCCCUAAAAACUAACUUUUCUUCAGCUUCAAGCUGCCCUCUGUAGUUAUCAAAUCCACCCAGCACUAAAACUCCUAUCAGAAUGGAAUUCUCAAAGCUUGUGUUCUGGUUUCCCCUCUGAUCUGGGCAUUAAGAAACGUAGAAAAGAGGGUUAAAUUGACUGAAAGAAGCCAGUGUCACCCGGCCACUUGCUGUCUGUCCAAGGCGUCUAGGGUUAGCAUGCUGUGUGAUACAGAGGUGAUACAAAACCAAUAACGCCAAUUAGAAAGAGUAUUCCAGCUCAUUGACAACCCAGGGAGGUAAAAUGUAUUUAUUUCCACAAUAAAACCUUAAAGGAACACUAUAGGGUCAGGAACCAGACAGAGACAGAACGUAGAUGCAAAACACCUUUAUUCAAAAAAUAGCAAAAAUAAAAUAAACAAAAAGCAAAGUCCAGGAGGCAAGCGGGGGUCAGGCACCAAAGCGGGUGCCUGACGAGCCACAAUCAGGAGAACGGAGAGCAUCAGAGUCAGGAACCAUGAAUACACCGGAAGUCUUCUGGGAAACAGGAAACCAUGCAAGGGCAAGGAGAUACCGGAACUUGCUGCUUAAAUAGGCUUCACUGAUAAGCAACAGGGCAGGCUAAUAACAACCAGGUAAGUAACUGUGGAAACCGUUAUGAAAGGAGCUGAAUAGCUCAGACACAGAGAAAGGAGGGGUUGCUGUUUAAACCAGCAGAGGAACACUGGCAGGUACACAAACAUGUAUUCCUGACUCUAUAGUGUUAAAAACACAAUCUAGCCCCUUCUUAACCCACUAAAUACAGUACAAUUUUACAUUUAUUCCAGUCUGCUGCUGGCUCUGCCCCUCAUCUGCCUGCUUGGCUGACAUCAUCAGAAGUGGUGGUCUGAGCCAAUUACAAUGCUUCCCCAUAUGAUUGGCUGAGACUGUCAAGGAGGCAGAUCAGGGGCAGAGCCAGCACAAGUCAAACACAGCCCUCAGUGCAUCUCUGUGAGGAAUGUUCAGUGUCUUCAUUCAGUGGGUGGAGACACUGAAUGUCAGUCACACUGUGCAGCACUGCCCCAGGAAGCACCUCUAGUAGCAAUCUGAGGAGUGGCCAGUGGAGUUAUCACUAGGCUGUAAUGUAAACACUGCAUUUUCUAAAACAGUGUUUACUGCAAAAGGUUUGAAGGUAAUGAUUAUACUCACCAGAACAAAUACAAUAAGCUGUACUUGUUCUGGUGACUGUAGUGUCCCUUUAAUAAAAAGAAAGGCUGCAGGCACAGGGUGAGUAAGAUGAAGUAGUUAUGGUAGUUAGUGACUCGUUAAGUUCCCUUAACUGCAAUACAAGUGAUGAUAUAUUACAAAUUUAGGACAAAAUUAUAGAGUUGGAGAAAUUCUGCAGUUAAGCUACAUUGGCCUAUAAUGUGAAGUUCCCAUUCUAGUUUAGUGUAAAAGCCCCAACGUGUUUACCAGGAAGAAGAUUUCUCUUAUUUCCAUGUAUUUCAGAAAUGGGUUUCCAGUCAGGCAGAAAACCACUGACAAUGAAUCGUGUGUUUCCUAUUGGGAUUAUAAGAUGUAGUGCCGUGCUGUAAUACAGAUCUAAUGUCUCUCUGUGUCACUCACAGGAGGCCUGGCUGCUCUCCCGGGAGCGAGAACUCAAGGAAGACGUCAGGAAGGGGCGGGACAAGGAUAUCGAGCUGGUGAUCCAGCGCCUAGAGUCAGAAAUGUCAACGGCCAGGGAAGAGUGUGAGAGAGCCGCUGAAAACAGGUGAGACUGCCAGGGGGCAAGAGGAUCCAUGGUUUUAGGAGGUCACAGAAUAUAAAUUCAUUGUCUAUGGAUGGGGGCACUUUGUGGCUGAUUCCAUAUUCUAACUUACAGUAGUGAUGGUGCGCAACAACAAAGAAAGAAAAUAAAUUAAAAAAUUUAAAAAAUUGUAUUCACUAUGGUCUCUUAUAGAGAGUGAAAGUAACCCUGUGUACAUAAAAUGAGGUGUUUACAGAGUGGAAAUAUUAUAAAUACUUUAAAACCAAACAGUGGUUGUGGUAAAACAAAACACAAUCUGUAGGUAUACUUGCAAACAUGGAAAUCACUCUGACACCUAUUAAGGAGACAAAAACCCAGGCUCAUUACGACCUAAACCAACACACAAAUCAAACACGAACCAGACUGGACCCCCAUACAAAGCCCCAGACGGUACCCCCCCAAAGAAGGACACACGUAGACAGACAUAACACGGAUUGGGACAAAGCUCUAUAUCCAUCAACCUGGCACUAGAAACACGAACAAAUCACCACGUACGAGGCUGGGGACAAAGACGAACUGCACCACACAUAGACGGAGACUACCACACCUCUUAAGUACCAUAGGUCACACUAGACCCAAUAAGUAAGUGAGGGGAAACCUUGCACUGAGCCAACCUCUCUAUUAGGGUCCUACCUACAAAUGAGGAAGCUCAGAUACCAAUGCAGGGUUGUACAACUCCCCCUCUGACCCACGAGCACAAUACAGAGCGGUUGAAACAACCCACCCGAAAACUCGCACGAAUCUUGAGGAGCAACCACAAACUCCAUUCGCACCCGACCACAGAGGGGACUAACCCCAUACAGGGCUAACGACAGAACACAACACAAAAGAACGCUCACUGUUAUAAUGAAGCCAAAUACUCAAAUACAAUUUAUUAUCCAGUAGAUGAAACUAUCUUGAUGCUGUAAUACACAUAACUGACCAGUUUAUAUGUUACCACAUGUUAAUUUAUAUUGGAUAUACAUGCUGUGAUUGAAUAUUGAAAAACUUAAAUAAAGAAUGUCAAAAAAAAAAAAGGAGACAAAAACAGAAAGAGAGCUCCUAGUGCAGCAUAAAUAUAUAAAAUAAAGCAGACAGAGGUGCCCUUUAGGUGUUACACUCACAAGAUUGGAGUGGUAAAAGCACCACUCGUUGCUAUAGCACUCUUUGUUGUUGCGCACCAUCACUACUGUAAGUUAUUUUAUGUUCAAAUCGUUUUACCAGGAUUUGUUUUUGUUGGUUGCUGCAUGUACUAAGAUCCUUCUCUCACUUGCGCCAUCCUAUUUAUAAUCGUUUAUUUUGAUUCCAUAUUUGCUCUAUUUGAUCUACUUUCUAUUUCAUUUAAAAGUUAUAUGAAAAAAGAGGUUUUCUUUCCAUACCAUAAUCUGUAACGCACACACAUUGAAAUGUAUAACCUGAGAAUAUUUAACAAACAAAGAUUUAUUUGGUGUAAAUUUCCAGGAAGAAUGUAAUUCAGAGUGUGUGACCCUUUGAUUAUAACCAAUAUAGAAUAGUAUAGUUAAAGGACCACUCUAGGCACCCAGACCACUUCAGCUUAAUGAAGUGGUCUGGGUGCCAGGUCCAGCUAGGGUUAACCCAUUUUUUAAUAAACAUAAACAUGUUUAUUAAUGGGCUAAGCCUUCCCCUAUUUCCUCUAGUGGCUGUCUCAUUGACAGCCACUAGAGGCGCUUGCGUGCUUCUCACUGUGAUUUUCACAGUGAGAGCACGCCAGCGUCCAUAGGAAAGCAUUGUAAAUGCUUUCCUAUGCGACCGGCUGAAUGCGCGCGCAGCUCUUUGCGCGUGCGCAUUCAGCCGACGGGGCGGAACGGAGGAGGAUCGGAGGAGGAGAGCUCUCGCCCUAGCUGGAAAAAGGUAAGUUUAAACCCCUUUCCCCUUUCCAGAGCCGGGCGGGAGGGGGACCCUGAGGGUGGGGGCACCCUCAGGGCACUAUAGUGCCAGGAAAACGAGUAUGUUUUCCUGGCACUAUAGUGGUCCUUUAAACAUCAACCAUAAUGGCAGUGUGAAGCUUACCAGAGAAGUGCUUAUAAAUUAGGCAAGUAGGGUCAGAGGAACACUCCAGACUUUUAACGUGUUCCAAUAUAAUCUAUGCAAAAACACAUACCUAAAUUUCCAUCAUUUACGGAUGAACCAGGAAUGGCUUUGAUUUUCCAGCCAGUCCUGGGCAGAGCACAGGGUUAAUCCAGUCUUAUGAUAUGUAAAAACAUCCAACAUGCAGAGAGUACAAUAUAGACUGCGGAGUUUGCAUGUAUACACUGAUCAGCCACAUCAUUAACCCCUUAAGGACUGAGUCACAUGUACAAGUUGUGAUCAAAACAAAACGUAAACAAAAACUUGAAAUUGCGCUAUAUGUCUAUUCAGGCGUAAUUCGCCUCUUUCAUAUUAUGUGCACCCACACUUAUUGUAUAUAAUUUUAUUCAGGGGAAACAGGGCUUUUAUUUAACAUCAAAUAUUUAGGUAUGAAACAUAAUUUAAUAUGAAUAAAAUAUAAAAAAAAUGGGAGAAAAUAAGAAUAUUAAAACAUUUUUAGUUCUACGUGACAUUUUAACUGUGAAUGUUAGCUUACUGUAAGCUUUUACUGCAAUAAAAUACACAUAUUCGUAUUCAGCGAUGUCUCGCGUGUAAAACAGUACCCCCUAUGUACAGGUUUUAUGGUGUUUUGGGAAGUUACAGGGUCAAAUAUAGUAUGUUACAUUUUUCAGUUUUUUUUCACAUUGAAAUUCGCCAGAUUGGUUACGUUGCCUUUUAGACCAUAUGGAAGCCCAGGAAUAAGAAAAACCCCCUAUGAUGGCAUAGCAUUUGCAAUAGUAGACAACCCAAGGUAUUGCAAAUGGGGUAUGUCCAGUCUUUUUUAGUAGCCACGUGAGCAUCAGAACUGGACCAUGGAGCUAUGGAAGACAGUUGCCUAGCCUGAUAAAUUAAAUUAAGUUUUCUUUUAGAUUAAGUGGAUGGCCGGGUUUGUGUGCAUUGUUUACCUCAGUAAGAGAUGGCAGUAGGAUGCACUAUGGGGAAAAAGGCAGGCCUGCGUAGGCAGAGCACUGGGUCAGAGCAUCUCCAAAACAGCAAGUAAAAUGUUCCCGAUAUGCAGUGGUUAGUACCUACCAAAAGUUAUGCAUGGAAGGACAACUGAUGAAUUAGAGUCAGGGUCAUUUGGCACCCAAGGUUCACUGAUACAUAUGGGCAAUGUUCUGCUGGGAAACCUUGGGUCCUGGCAUUCAUGUGGAUGUUACUUUAACACGUGUAACUUUGACCACCUACCUAGAGAUUGUUGCACGCACAUCCCUUCACGACAGUAGUGAUUCCUGAUGGCAGUGGCCUCCUGCCACACUGCAAACAUUGUUCAGAAAUGGUUUGAAGAACAUGACAAAGAUUUCAAGGAGCUGCCGUGGCCUCCAAAUUCCGCAGAUCUCCAUCCAAUUGAGCAUCUAUGUGAUGUGCUGGAACAGCAAAUCCGAUCCAUGGAGGUACCACCUUGCAGGACUUAAAGGAUCUGCUGGUAAUGUCUUGGAGCGAGAUCCAACAGGACACGUUCAGAGGUCUUGUGGAGUCCAUGGCUAAAUGUAUCAGAGCUGUUUUGAUAGCACCUACAUGAUAUUAGGCAGGUAGAUUUAUGAUGUUGUAGCUGUUCAGUGUAUGCCUCAGUGUUCUAGUUCACGAUGGGCGAUGGCAUUUCCUGAAUUACAUGUCUCCUGGUCAGGCUGUUUAAACAACAUUUUCUCUGCAUACGAGUACAUAUCUUCCAGUUUCUGUUCUCUGCAUGACAUCCAUAUUAGAGGUUGGAAUCUCGCCAACGCUGCCAGUUUAUAACUAGAUUUUUAUCUUGAUGGUUAAUUGACAGCAGUUUAGUUUACACUUUUACUAGAAAAAUAAUGCGCUGGUUUGUUUUUCGAGAUCUGAGUCAAACUUCCUGAGAAUUAUAGUAUCUCGCUGUGUUUGGUUCUGUUUGUGGUGCAUAGGUCAGGACAGAUAUUGUUUUUUACCAUAUCUGCUAAAACCACACAUGAGACACAACCUGCAGGGAACUAGUUCAACUUACCGGCACUUUACGGUGGACUUUCAAAGGUUGUAUGACUGCCUGCAUCACAAUUCUAUUUUCUGGGUGUGAAUACGGAGCAGGAAAAUUCCUGUGAGACAUGACGGCAUCGGGAUGUUCUUGUGAAUCUGUGGCAAUAGCCGGCAGUGAUUUUAGCCAUCAGUGACGGAUAGACAACAUUAAAUGGGGACAUGCAUAAAAUUAACAGGCCAAGAUACUCCCUUCCCCCAGCUUUCUCAACCAAUCUGUGCUCUGCGUGUUUAUCUAUAGCGAUAAUGUGCUCGGGUAUAAUCUGUAUUAUUAGUAUGACUAGAUAGGUAGAAGGAUCGGUACUCGGGGAGAGCCUUGUUUUAAUUUUUUCUCAAACUACUUCCUACCAGUGGACUGCGCUUAGAGCUUACUGGCAACAUAAUGACAUGACUGAGCUAUAAUAAUAAUUGAGCUGUAUUUCUGUUGCUACAAGUGUCUCAUUAAAGUUAAUCCACAUGUAGAUUAACGGAUCAAAUAUUUACCUGUCGAUCACUUCCCCUCCUGUAACCUGACAAAAAGAAUGGCAGGAUGAUGUCGGCACACGCCACAAGAUGUAAACCAUCCCAUAACUCGCACAGUGCACAAGCACACCAGGAAUUCUGGGAUGUGGCUGUGUACACUACAUUUGCUCACGAUUGCAAUGUACGUAAUAAAAUAGUAUAUUGAAAUAAGAUUUCUCAUAUGAUUACUAUGAGUCUGGCAAUCCUAAUGUUUGGUUUAAAUUGUAUUCUGUGUAAAGUCAGAUUGGAGUGACACUUGCACUAUAAGAUUGACAGUUGCUUUAUUUGUUUAUUGCAUUCUUUUAUGAGUCAAACUUCAGUUUGGAAGUAAAUGAUAUUUUGUGAUUUAUGUUUUGUUUUGUUUUCCUUUUAUAAUUUAAGGGCUAUCCCCUUGGAGAAUAAUUAAUUAAUCUAAGUCUCUGCUUAACUUACUUUUCAGGAUUAAGAGGGUGAGAGAUAAAUAUGAGUCUGAGCUUCAGGAGUUGGAGAGGUCCGAGAGAAAGCUCCAGGAGAGGUGCAAUCAACUCAAAGAGCGAGCGACAGAGCUGGAGGGAGAACAGAUCCGACUGCAGGGACUUCUCAAACAGAGGGAGCAGGAGGUGGAGGAUAUUAGGAAGGUGAGGGCCAUCUCUGCAAACCGUAACGAAGGCAAGGUUAUUAAAGCAGGAUAUCCGUCACCUUAAAUUGAAACCGUUAUUUCGCCUUUCUCAGAUCACAGACCGGCUGACCGAGGAGAGGAAAAGUCUCUCCGAUGUAAUUCGACAGGAAUUCGCAGACCGCCUCGUAUUAAUCGAGGAAGAGAACAGACGCUUAAAAAUAGAAUCGUCUGAAUCCCAAGCAAGGCAUCGUCUGGAGCUGGAGAGAAUCAAUCGGGAUAAGGAGGAGGAACUGGAGGAGGUUCACAAGAGGUGAGUACUGUUUGUGUACUUUCUUAGAAAUGAUGGCAAAGGUGAAUUUAUUUAAUGUUUUACUGGAGUACAAACAGAGUAUACAAACACGCUGCCACGGAGAGUAUACACACACGCUGCCACGGAGAGUAUACACACACGCUGCCACGGAGAGUAUACACACACGCUGCCACAGAGAGUAUACACACACGCUGCCAUGGAGAGUAUACAAAGACGCAUUAAUAAAAAUGAUGCACGCAGCUUAUAGACCAUACACAUGAUGUUCCACUUUUGGGUUUUUAUGAUUGGAUAAAAGCAUUAUCAUGAAAGAAUAGGUUUUGAUAUGCUGUAAAUUAUAAUACAGUUAUACAGUGCUCAGAAGUUUGCACACCCUUGGAGAAUUGGUAAUAUAUGUACCCUUUUAAAGAAAACAUGAGUGAGCAGGCAAAACACAUUUUAUGUUAUUUUUUAUGGGACUCAUAUUCAGCUGUAGGUUAUAACAGAAUGGCACAAUCAUACAACAAAACAUGGCAACAAAGAAAAAAAUGCAAUGACCGCUGUUUAAAAGUCUGCAUACCCUUAGUCCUUAAUACUAUGUAUUGACCACUUUAACAUCAAUGACCGCGGUUGCAGACUUUUCUAAUAGUUGUGUAUGGUGCCCCUAGGUUUUGCAGGUGGUAUAGCUGCCCAUUUAUCUUGGCAAAAUGCCUCCAGGUCAUGCAGAGUCUUUGGUCGUCUUGCAUUAACCGCAUGUUUGAGUUCUCCCCAGAGUGGCUCGAUGAUAUUAAGGUCAGGAGACUGUGAUGGCCACUCCAGAACCUUCACCUUUUUCUGCUGUAACCACUGGUGCGUCAACUUGGCCUUGUGUUUAGGGUCAUUGUCAUGCUGGAAAGUCCAAGAGCGUCCCAAGCACAGCCUUUGUGCAGAAGAAUACAAAUUGUCUGCCUGUAUUUUCUGAUAACAUGCUGCAUUCAUCUUGCCAUCCAUCCAUUUUCACAAGAUUCCCUGUGCCUUUAGAGCUCACAAAACCCAAAACAUUAAUGAGCCACAGCAACGAUUCACAGUGGUUAUGGUAUUUUUUUCACUAUAGGCCUUGUUGGCCCCUCUUCAUACAUAGUGCUUAUGGUUGUGACCAUAAGGCUCUAUUUUGGUCUCAUCACUCUAAAUUACAGUGUGCCAGAAGCUGUGAGGAGUGUCAGGGUGUUGGACAUAUUGUAACCGGGCUUUUUUGUGGUAUUGGCGCAGUAAAGGCUUCUUUCUGGCAACUCGACCAUUCAGCUCAUUUUUGUUCAAGUAUCGUCGUAUUGUGCUCCUUGGAACAACCACACCAUCUUUUUCCGCAGCAGCCUGUAUUUCUUACCUGUGGGGUUUUUAUUUGUAUCCCGAACAAUUCUUCUGGAAGUUGUGGCUGAAAUCUUUCUUGGUCUACCUGACCUUGGCUUGGUAUCAAGAAAUCCCUGAAUUUUCCACUUCUUAAUAAGUCAAUGGACAGUACUGACUGGCAUUUUCAAGGCUUUGGAUGUUUUUUUAUAUCAUUUUCCAUCUUUAUUAAGUUCUAUUACCUUGUUACGCAGGUCCUUUGACAGUUGUUUUCUGCUCCCCAUGGCUCAGUAUCUAGCCUGCUUAGUGCAUCCAUGCGAGAGCUAACAAACUCAUUGACUAUUUAUACACAGACACUAAUUGCAAUUUAAAAAGCCACAGGGGUGGGAAAAGACAUAUUUUGCAUGAUCAGCCAUAUUUUCAAAAUCAAUGCCAAAAUUUCACAAUUUCUGACCGGGUAUGCAAAUUUUUGAGCAUAACUGUACAUUAACAUAAAUAAGGACCAAUGACAAUCAGAAUUGUUAUCUUUAUGUUUACUGAUCCCGUAUAAUUAACAAAUAUUUAUAUGUGAAAAAUAAAAUGUAGAAAUUCACACCUCUCUAUCCUAUAACUGAGCGCCUUUCAACCACUUAAUGAGGCAAUUGUCCAACUUCUGAACCAAAAGAAAACUUGAAUUAACAACUAAAGAAAAAAACUCUCUAGGAUUUAGCUUAAUGCGAUCAUCCAGCCAGGUUCAUUUAAAGGGCUGCACACGGCUCAUCUGUCAGUUUGGGGCCAUUAAAUCUGGAAUGAUACCUGUGUCUGCCACCACGGUGCAAACAGGAUUCAACCAUAUUUACACAUUGUCUUCCUAAUAGCAUUAAAGUCCACUAUUCUCAGGACAGCAUGUAACGUCGGAGAGGUUUCUAAGAAUUUAUGCAAAAAAUGCAUAAGUAACUUAUUAUUUUUUUAUAAAACCCUAUGGAUUGUGCAUUUUACAGCACACUGUGAGGGCUGCUAUUGAUUUAAUUUUGUCAAAGAUCUGUGAUCAUAAAAAAUUCAGCUGUAUUCUGAUUGGCUGAAGCACCAACCGACCAAUCAAAAUUUACCUUUAAUACAAGACUUCUUUCAGCGUUACAAUAUAUCACGGCAACUCUCAGCGUUAUUUACUGAGUUCCAAAUUGCAAAAUUCAAGCUAAUAUGGCGGAUUUGUAAACAUUAUCCAACUCUGCUGUAGUCACAGUUAGGCUGGGAUUGCCGCAGUUUUUCAAUGAACUCCAUUGUCAAUUCUUCAGAAAAUCACUUUUGAUUCAUUAUUAACAAAUGAAUUUAUUUGGAAUGUAAAGGCGCCUGUUAGAAGAGGUCAAUAAGCUAUUGCGUCAUCGCUGUGCAUUGUGUCUGUGUCUCUGUUUAGGGUGAAGACAGCACUUGUGAAGAAAGAAGAAACCAUGAAUAGCCUGAGGAAGCAGCGUGAGGUGAGAAUUCCACGUACUGUUCGGGUGUAAAACAUGCUUUACUGUGACCUAACCACUUCUGAAAGACAGGCACACAAUGCAGCUGCUUUGUUCUCCUGUCAGUAGCCUGGCCCAUUCUCACAGAUCUGGCCACGUUCCUUCUCCAGGAUGCAAUCCUUAGUGAACACUUAUGGCCUAGAUUUUGAUACACACCCACAGAAACACAUGUGGCUGAUCACUAAAUUCCAACUGAUCGUGAUCCUUGUUACCUUGUUAUGGGUAUGUAAGGCUACUACUUACUAACACUGCUUAAUCCCCCGUAUAAAAACUCAGAUGGCCAUGAAAGAAAGCUCCUAAUCUAGAGCGUUUAGCAAAUAUACAAAUCAGGAAUCCACAACAACUCAGCUUUAAUUGUCAGUCCACAGACUUAGAAACAUAGAAUGUUACGGCAUAUAAGAACCAUUCACCCCCCGUUAGUCUGCCCAAUUUUCUAAAUACUUUUGCUUAUCUUAAGUCUAGGAUAGCCUUAUGUCUAUCCCACGCAUGCUUAAACUCCCUCACUGUGUUAAUCUCUACCACUUCAGCUGGAAGGCUAUUCCAUGCAUCCACUACCCUCUCAGUAAAGUAAUACUUCCUGAUAUUAUUUUUAGCAACGCUAAUAUAUUGUGGGCUCGUUACAUAUUAUAUUGCAAAAUAUUUUACCCCUUUCCUUUUUGUUUAUCAUCUAGUCUUAUUUAAGAUUUGAUAUAACAUGUUUGCAUUUUAAAUAUUAAUUUGUUUAGUGAGUAUACCCCUUUUUGUUCUUGUUUUGACUUUACUAAGUGGAUUUAUUCCUUUAAUACCAUUUAUCUCCUAUUCCUGGUUCAAGCAGUGAAACGACUUUUUGCUAUUUAAUCUACAAUAGGAGAGGUUCAUUAAUAUUUGAAAUACAUGUUACGAGCCCGUACAAGCUUUUUACAGAAAAACUGUGCAGUGCUACAGCUAACUUCAUUUGCAAAACACAAGAAUAAAGCAAUAGAAUCCACAAGCUUGUGGCUAGCUACAUUCAUGGUUUUUAUAAAUGAAGUUACCUGAGAAUGUGUGAGCUCUCUUAUAGAAAGCUACAAGAGAACGUGUGCCGCUGCAGAUAGACACUGACUGAUUUUACACACAAGACAAGGUAAACUUUUUAAAAUGACUGAAAUGUGGAAACUUAUAUUCAUAUAUUGGUCAGUGACCUUUUGAAAUGCACAGCACAUGAUAUGUACUAAGUAUUGUGGGAGCAUUGUGAACGAUCCCACAGAGGAGAACUAGACAGACAAUUCAGGAAAUAAGAACUUUCCUGGCAGUUUAUUUUUAUAUGCAAUAUACAUUUUAGUAAUUUGUGUGAAGCAGAAUGAAUCCAUGCAUUUCCCCGUUUUACAGACGUGACCGCAGCACGUUCUUAUCAUCAUUUGUGACAAUUCUUUUCUACAGGCGGCCGAGAAGCGAGCAGAUCACCUGGAGGCCCUUCUGGAACAGCAAAGGAAGCAGCUGCUUACGAAGUAGAUUGCACUUCCUUUAUCCAAUCCGUGUUGUCCCCAGACACCUGCUCUGGACCAUGCUAUGGCCAUCCAAGCUCUGGACCAUGCUAUGGCCAUCCAAGCUCUGGACCAUGCUAUGGCCAUCCAAGCUCUGGACCAUGCUAUGGCCAUCCAAGCUCUGGACCAUGCUAUGGCCAUCCAAGCUCUGGACCAUGCUAUGGCCAUCCAAGCUCUGGACCAUGCUAUGGCCAUCCAAGCUCUGGACCAUGCUAUGGCUAUCCAAGCUCUGGCCCAUGCUAUGGCCAUCCAAGCUCUGGACCAUGCUAUGGCCAUCCAGCUCUGGACCACGUUCUGGCUGACAAGUUUAAGUCUGAUUAUUGAUCACAAUCUGUUUGCAUCCUUACUAGCUAUUUUUGACAAUAAAGCUAUUUUUUUUUUAAUACUUUCAGAAUAAUGGUCUUUUUAGUCAAAUAUCUGACAUGCAUAAUGGGUUCAACACUAUGUAAGGUUGUUGGCUUUUAGUGAAUGUCAUCCUAUUGACUCAGGGUUAUGUACUUAAAAAUGAAUUUCACAUUUUAGACUAUGUAGCGGAGUAGUAGUAUUAUCCACGGUAUCUCCGCUGGUAGACAGAAUAAAACAGGUACAAAGCAGGCAAAAUGCAGGUAAAAUCCAGAUAGCGUAGUUACAAUCCCUUUCUCCCAAGAACUAGACGACACAUAGCUUGGAGGUAAACUGAGGUUUUUAAUCACAGGCACAGUAUUUAUGUGGUUACAAUUG
This is a messenger RNA of Pelobates cultripes (western spadefoot toad), 21372 nucleotides long. The record is from the annotation of a GenBank genome assembly. Lineage: Eukaryota; Metazoa; Chordata; Amphibia; Anura; Pelobatidae.